AUUCAAUAUCAUUGUGGUUGGUAAAAUGGUUGUUAUUUCGGUUAAUGUUUGCUUCUGGUGUCGUCAAACUGACCAGCGGAUGCCCAACGUGGUGGGGGUUGACAGCGUUGGACUGGCAUUACGAAUCACAAUGUAUUCCGACACCAUUGGCAUGGUUUGCCCACCAGCUUCCAAAUUGGUUUCAGAAAUUCAGUGUUGCAAUGACAUUCGUGAUAGAAGGUCCAAUUCCGUUUUUGUUCUUUGCACCAGUACGAUCGCUCCGUAUUUUGCUUUCUACCUUCAGAGACUGUAUGCAUCAGCAAUUGAAAUCAUUGUGUUACUAUAUUUCUAUAUCAACCUUUAUAUCUAG
Dendronephthya gigantea is the source of this 349-nucleotide messenger RNA. RefSeq lists its product as uncharacterized. Lineage: Eukaryota; Metazoa; Cnidaria; Anthozoa; Malacalcyonacea; Nephtheidae. The coding region runs from base 26 to 349 and encodes 107 amino acids. The record is from RefSeq and is a predicted model, not a curated record. The transcript is spliced from 4 exons.